Messenger RNA from Diaporthe citri, 1386 nucleotides. RefSeq lists its product as uncharacterized. The transcript has a single exon. NCBI's taxonomy places the organism in Eukaryota, Fungi, Ascomycota, Sordariomycetes, Diaporthales, Diaporthaceae. Bases 1 to 1386 code for a protein of 461 amino acids. The record is from RefSeq and is a predicted model, not a curated record.
AUGUGUAUCAAGAACAUCUACCACAACGUCUACGUCGACGGUGAGAAGGACGUCACUGAGCGGGUUGACGCAUGCCGUUCUGGUCACAUAUGUAGCGACCCCAUCGUGCGCGAGUUCGACCGCAAGAUCAACUGCACCAGACUACAGCUUUCUGUCACCCCUGGGCGGACGGACUCUCCCUCUUCGUCGCUAAAGGACAGGCAGCCAACGCCUUACUACUUUGAUCAUCGGUCGUCUCCGUCUUAUGGAGAGAGUGACAGGGAACGACGGCGUGAGAAGCGUGCCAGCCAGCAGCGGCUCUACGUCGACGGAGACCGCGUAACCGACUAUGGCGUGCGCAGGAGCGGCUCCCGCCGGACUGAGCCGAUCCCCAUCCCCAAGGUGCGUCGGUCAUCGACCAUGCCCGUCGACGAUGGGUAUUAUAGCGAGCCAAGGCGUGAGCACCGGUCACGGCCCAUCAUUGUCGAGAACGGCGACCGUUCCCGCCGUUCUUCAUCAGCACAACGGCGGGAGUCAUCUGCCGUUCCCUUGGGCCCUUACGACGUGCUAUAUAACUAUGGCGCUGGAUCUUCCCGACGGGACCGUGAGAGGCACGCCCGGGACUCGUAUCUGGAACCAUCACGCUCGCAUCGCCGCCACUCAAAAUCGCCCGUGGAAGUCUAUGGAGAGCCAGAUCAAUACGACCGUGAACGCCGGCGCUUGAGACGUGCGAAGCCUACUAUCGUCGAUGGCCCUGCUACUACCGGCAUCUCCGCCGAAGCCAUCUAUGGUUCUUCCCCUUUCGGAGGGUCAUAUGAUUCCUCGUAUGGCUCACACCCGUCCAACGACCCGUGGACUCGCCAUGCCACAUACGGCACCCAGACACCACCAGACAGCCGCGCUCCGGCUGUCAAGGGCGUCCGUUGGGAUGAUGACCCACGCGCCGCUCAGAACGCCAAGAUAAACAGCCGGCCUAAGCUCAGCCGUUCUGCGACCAUCACUGGAGCCGGCACUGGCUCGCACCUCCACGGUGAGGUGAAGGGGAUCCUGAAGAACACCAACUCCGCCACCACCUAUGGCACAACCGCAGCGGCUGGUUCUGGUUCCCCUCCAGCUGUCCAGCCCCUGCAACGGGAGGAGCUCGACGACCUGUACAAGUCUGUCCGGGGCAUUGGCGUCGAUGAGCGGGAGACAGCGGCACAGCGACAGGCCAGGCGGGAGAAAGAAGAGCGCGAUGAGAGAGACUAUCGCGAUCGCCUUAUGAAUCGGUUCAGCCCUCGUGACCGGCGAUCAUCAUUUGAUAUGCCGCCCAGGCGUUUUACCGUUGAGAAGGGAUCAAGAGGAGGCAGGAGGGCCGAGGUAUUCUACCCCGACGAGGGCAGGUACAAGUACACCCAAGGGUACUGA